AUUUGAAAUUGCAUGCCAUUGACACGAGAACGGACUUUAGCUGUUCAAGAUCAAGAAGGAAAGGCUUGUAUUCGCCUUCUUUAUCGAUUUCCCGAAGUUGUGUGAAGCACUGACCUAGCGUAACAUGUGGCUCGUGCGGCAGGAUAUGUCUGCUCUCAAUCAUGUUCCAUUUACCCGCGGCAUUUUCAGCAGCGGCAAUAACAAUCAAUAUAUUCGCGUCGUGAACGAUUUUGGAAACUGAGUCUGUGCAGCACGAAGAAAUUUGUUUCAAAUUAAAGACAAGAAAAUGUCGAACAGCAAAUGUAUUAAACAACCACGCAAGAGCUAUGCGAAGGAACAGCAGCAAGAAAUGACACACUCGGAAAAAUUACGAUUGAUAGAUGAUGAAUUAAAUUCUUUUUACAAGUAUUGUCAACAGGCAGGAUUUACAGAGGAAGAAAUGGAUAUUAUUUGUCAACCAUUGGUGGCUGCAAUGCGCCGUUCAUGGUUGCAACUUGUCUUCCGUGGUAUGCUUGUUCUUAUAAUUAUCGGGACUUUGGCCUGUCUAGCAGCUCAGUUAGACUUUGUUGGAACUCAUUUCUCUGCGAUCAGUCGUCUGUUACUCAUCAAGGUUCUGCCAAUUUGGAAUUGGCAACCUUUGUAUUAUGAAAAUUGUAUGAUCAACAAUCCUUUCUACAAUGAUUACACGAUUACAGAAGAAGACUGUGUGACUUGCGAAGCAUUGGAAACCAUCGAUCGUUUAUCAGAUGUAAGAUAUCGGAAUCUUGUCGAUAAUUAUUUGAGUCGCGACGCGCCUGCAAUUAUCACAGACGCGAUGGAUUCUUGGGCAGUUAUGAACACAGAUUAUUUCUGGUUUGAUAACAUUACUCAUCUGUAUUUGGAAAACGAACGAUUGAUGGAAACGGUACCCUGCGCUCUAACUUCUAAUUUGAGAACCGGAUCAUCCGAUUUAGCAGCAUUUUUACGUCGAGUACAUUCCCCGGAAGUGGCUAAAUGGUUCGUCCACUGGCAGAACUGCGACAUCAACGCGGUAAAAGUGUUAAGAAAAUAUUACCAACGACCGUACUUCCUUUCGAGCACAGUCUCGCCAGCGCAUUUCAAUUGGGUACUCAUGUCUUCGGAUUACAAUAGUCCGAGUUAUAAAAAAGUCGAACUAGAUUCUGGGUUGAUCGCACUCGCCCAAUUGCGAGGAGCUACGCAGCUUCGUUUAACACCCAUAAAUCCUUGCAAUAGCUCUUGUCCCGAACUAAUAGCGGAUCUGCACCAAGGCGAAAUGUUGGUAUUUACCAAUUUGAUGUGGACUUUGGAGUACGCGCCAAUGAGAGGAUUAGACAAUAUUGCUAUCUUAACCGAGACUGUCUGGGAAGAAGAUACGUAGAUCAAAACUUUUUUUUAAUUUUUAUCUCUUUAGUCCUUGAUAUUCGAGAUCUGUAUAUCGCUCGAUUAUACAUAUAAAUAUAUAUGUAUGUACGCUUAUUAUAUCACAGCGCCAUAGUACACUUCAAAUAAAGUACUU
Colletes gigas is the source of this 1516-nucleotide messenger RNA. RefSeq lists its product as uncharacterized. NCBI's taxonomy places the organism in Eukaryota, Metazoa, Arthropoda, Insecta, Hymenoptera, Colletidae. The transcript is spliced from 7 exons. The record is from RefSeq and is a predicted model, not a curated record. The coding region runs from base 287 to 1378 and encodes 363 amino acids.